AUUACGCUCAUAAUUAAUACCGCCGCAAAUCUGGUAGCAGUACCAGAUGGGAACGGAAAUUCCGCGUUCUGGAGUGACGUCGUAUUAGUCGAGAUCUGAACCGAACCCAACCGCAAAUGAAUUCCGAAAUUUGGGUAAAAAUUUUAUUAGCAAGAAUUUCCUGACUAAUUAUGCACUGCUUCCGAUUUUCUCACUUCUCGAUCUAAAUAUAUAAAGGGGGUUUCUCGCGACCCGUACCGUCAAACUAAAAUCUGGUACGAGACCUUACAGAACGAGAUUUGAAGAAAAUUUUCGAUAUGUGUCUCAGAAGCGUGGCGUUUGUAGUGGCGGUCGCGAUUUUCGCCGUUAGUGUGAUGUCUUUGCCGCAUGACAAUUGGGUCGGGCACCGAGCAUGGAAGAGUCAUUUUGAAAAAGAAAACGACGACUUCGAAGAAGAUUUAUUCGGCGAAAGCCUAGAUACCGUAGUGCUCAGUCACGUGCUCUUCAGACAUGGCAACAGAACCCCAGACAGUAUCCAGGAACUAUAUCCAAACGACCCGUACUUAAACGAAACCUACUACCCUUAUGGGCUGGGUCAGCUAACUAACGCCGGCAAACUGAAAGAAUUUAACAUCGGCGUAUCUUUGAGGAAGAGAUACGAAUCGUUCUUGGGUGACACGUAUCUGCAUGAAACCGUGGAAGCUAUAAGCACAGACUACAAUCGGACAAAAGCCUCUCUCCAGUUAGCACUGGCCGGCUUAUUUCCUCCGAAAGCCGAACAGGUCUGGAACAACGAUUUGCCAUGGCAGCCCGUCCCGUACAAUUUCCUUCCACGUGCCCAAGACAACGUCUUGCUUGGAGUAUUGUGUCCGAAUUAUCUGCGUCAAUACGAACGCGUCGUAAACUCGGCCGAGAUGAAAAAAAAGUUGAAAAAACAUAAACAGACGUUGAAUUACAUUUCCAAACAUAGCGGACUAAACGUCACCAGAUUCCAAGACAUUUACAACUUGUACUUCGGCCUGUCUACCGAAGAGGAAUACGGCCUGGUGCUUCCAGCCUGGACACGAAAGGUUUGGCCCGAUGCAGUGGUAAACUUGGCCAUAGAGGAAUAUUACGUGUCGAUGGCGACGGACGAGCUUAUAGAAUUGGCCAGCGGUUACUUUUUGAGGAAGGUCUUGGAAGAUACGCUGGUUAAGAUUUACGGUAAUGCAAAUUCGAAGAAGAUUUACUUGUAUUCCGCGCACGAAAAUAAUGUCGCGCAACUAUUAAUGCUAUUAGACGUUUUCACCCCCCACAUUCCUAAUUAUGGCGCCUACGUCAUUAUGGAAGUCCACAAAAUCAAUGGCGUAUUUGGAUUCAAGAUAUUUUACGAAAAUUAUACAGGAAAUGGUCCGCGAUUAUUAAGGAUACCUUCUUGCGGCGAUUUUUGUCCUUUCGAAAGAUUCAUCCAGCUGUACCGGAAGUACAUACCAAAGGACGACAACUGCGGCAACUAAGCUAUGCCAGAAUCGUUUUCGUUGAACUUCUAGUCAAGUACUGCCUUUUUAGUUGUUAACGUAAUUUAUUUAAACUGUUAAAUAGUCAA
Messenger RNA from Cylas formicarius (sweet potato weevil), 1564 nucleotides. RefSeq names its product venom acid phosphatase Acph-1-like. Gene Ontology annotation, molecular function: phosphatase activity. Lineage: Eukaryota; Metazoa; Arthropoda; Insecta; Coleoptera; Brentidae. The transcript is spliced from 4 exons. The record is from RefSeq and is a predicted model, not a curated record. Gene Ontology annotation, biological process: dephosphorylation. The coding region runs from base 297 to 1475 and encodes 392 amino acids.